AUGUACGCCAAAUGUGGUUCGGUUUCAAUGGCUCAAAAACUUUUUGCUCAGAUGCCAUUGAAGAAUGUAGUUUCUUGGAGUGCAAUGAUCAACGCUUUUGGAAUUCAUGGUUUAUGCUCUGAAGCUUUGGCUUGUUUCAACCAAAUGAGAUCGAAAAACCAAGUACCUAAUUCCGUAACAUUCGUUUCAAUUCUGUUAGCUUGUAGUCAUUCUGGAAAGGUUGAAGAGGGAUGGAGAUUUUUUAAGGAAAUGACUCAGGAUUAUGGGAUUGUUCCAACUCAGGAACAUUAUGCAUGUAUGGUAGAUUUAUUAGGAAGGGCUAGGAAGAUCGAGGAAGUUUUAUCCUUCAUUGACAGCAUGCCUAUAGAACCUGAUGCUAGUGUUUGGGGGUCUUUAUUGGGUGCAUGUAGAAUGCACAGAAGGGUUGAAUUAGCUGAAAAUGUAUCUGAUAAGCUCCUUCCUUUGGAGACCAAUAAGGCAUCUGUUUAUGUUUUUCUUUCUAACAUCUAUGCUGAUGCUGGCAGGUGGGAAUCGGUGAAGAAAAUAAGGAAGAAAUUGGCAAAACUGGACUGUGUAAGCAUAUCCGGUUCGCCGCAGUUAAAGUUGGGAAGAGGUUUCUCGUACUGUAGUGCCUUGGAUGGAUUAACUUGCAUAAACACACAUGCUGAGAAAGUUAUUACUGCACACAGCUUAUCUACCAUCUUAAAGGAGCGAUAA
Molecule: messenger RNA, 717 nt
Organism: Hibiscus syriacus
Lineage: Eukaryota; Viridiplantae; Streptophyta; Magnoliopsida; Malvales; Malvaceae
Product: pentatricopeptide repeat-containing protein At1g06140, mitochondrial-like
Exons: 1
Coding region: 1-717 (238 amino acids)
Biological process (GO): RNA modification
Molecular function (GO): protein binding; RNA binding
Source: RefSeq, a predicted model, not a curated record